This is a messenger RNA of Mastomys coucha (southern multimammate mouse), 1351 nucleotides long. RefSeq names its product aquaporin 11 (gene Aqp11). The record is from RefSeq and is a predicted model, not a curated record. Gene Ontology annotation, biological process: transmembrane transport. The transcript is spliced from 3 exons. Gene Ontology annotation, molecular function: channel activity. Gene Ontology annotation, cellular component: cytoplasm; membrane. Lineage: Eukaryota; Metazoa; Chordata; Mammalia; Rodentia; Muridae. The coding region runs from base 290 to 1105 and encodes 271 amino acids.
GGGAGGCGGCGGAAGGGGUGCGCGUGGACUCUGCUGACCGUUGUCCCCUCCGCCAGGGCCCAGGGACAGCUCCCUCGCCGCCUCCUCUCCCCCACCCCCCCUCCCCGGCUCAGGUCACAUCUGCACAACACUGCCGGGGAGGGGGAGGAGCCCUCCAGCGCGGAACCCAGGCUCUUCACUCGGCCCGCCCUUAAGGGGCGUGGGAGGGCGGGGCCGCGGACUUCGGACUCCAGCCCCCGACGCUCCUCUUUCCCUGACGCCCUCAGCCAUCCCCAGCCUUGAGGGAGCCAUGUCCGCGCUACUGGGGCUCCGGCCGGAGGUGCAGGACACCUGCAUCUCGCUGGGGCUAAUGCUGUUGGUCGUGCUGUUCAUGGGGCUGGCUCGCGUGAUCGCCCGGCAACAGCUGCACAGGCCCAUGGUCCACGCCUUCGUCCUGGAGUUUCUAGCCACCUUCCAGCUCUGCUGCUGCACCCACGAGCUCCAACUGCUGAGCGAGCAGGACUCCACGCAUCCCACCUGGACACUGACACUGAUCUACUUCUUUUCCUUGGUGCAUGGCCUGACCCUGGUGGGCACAGCUAGCAACCCAUGCGGCGUGAUGAUGCAGAUGAUUCUGGGGGGUAUGUCCCCCGAGUCGGGUGCCGUGAGGUUGUUGGCUCAGCUGGUUAGCGCCCUGUGCAGCAGGUACUGCAUAAGCGUCCUGUGGAACCUGAGUCUGACCAAGUACCAUUACGACGAGAGGAUCUUAGCUUGCAGGGAUCCCAUCCACACCGACAUGUCCAAAGCGAUCAUCAUAGAGGCCAUCUGCUCUUUUAUUUUCCACAGCGCUCUACUGCACUUCCAGGAGGUCCGAACCAAGCUUCGCAUCCACCUGCUGGCUGCACUCAUCACCUUUUUGGCCUAUGCAGGAGGGAGUCUCACUGGAGCGCUGUUUAACCCAGCACUGGCACUUUCACUGCAUUUCCCGUGCUUUGAUGAACUAUUCUCUAAAUUUUUUGUAGUAUACUGGCUUGCUCCUUCUGUAGGUGUGCUGUUGAUGAUCCUCAUGUUCAGUUUUUUCCUUCCAUGGCUGCAUAACAACCAGAUGACUAAUAAAAAAGAAUAACUACCCCCAAAGACGCAAACGAAGUCACAGGACAGUCAAGCUGGAUGUGACAACCUGAGCACCUUUCAAACUGGAUUCGUCCUGUUUCAGCUUCCUUUGUGGAAGGUGUCUUAACAUUUUCACUACCUGGACUUAAAAUUACUGUGAAAAUGAGGCAGCCUGUAUUUCUCAGUUAAGAUUUGCUCUCGAGUGAUGUAUUAAAUGCUGCUAGAAAAGGCUCAUUCAUUAAACCUCUAUAAAUUCCAA